AUGUCUGUAGAUGAGACAUCAUAUUACCGACCCUUGUACAACCGCAACGGUCCCGUCGCUGUCGAAGAAGAAGAACUGCUUCCUGCUGGUGGCCCAGCGUCGACUGUAACAGCUCCCCAAAUGUUGACAUCAACUCCGCUUGCAAGUUCGAGCUCUUGCGAGGCUUCGACAAACACAGAGGUUGGUUGCGAAGUAGUAGAUAACAACUGCAGCAGUGCACCAUCGGCAGCAACGGGCAGUGGUCGCGCCAGGUUGAAGAACCGGAAACUGAUCAAAAUGGGACCUCCUACAACUCCGGGGACGAGUAAAGAACACUCGUUCGGUAUAGGGGAGACCACGAAAGGACCGUUUUUAUCAUCAUCACCAUCCUCAUCUUAUUCCGGGGCCGCAAAUCAGAAUCAUCUCCGGCAGGAGAGGCAUCCUAAUGGUCCUCCGUAUCAACAGCCAACCGCCACCGAGCUUUGCCGGCAAAUACUUCAGCUUGGUAACGUUUCGGCUCGCAGCACGACUGAUGGAAGUAGGGAUAAUAUUGCUGUCAAUAAUUUUCGUUUUCCCAGAGAACAGCAGGCAGUAGAAGAUUUGUUCCGGCGGCCGCCCACUCCGCCGAUCCCUAACGCCUUGCUUCCAGUGCAAGUAGACCGGCUUCGAGAGCAGGGGCUGGAUGCCGAGCCGUGGUUUGAGAGAAUGCAGUCCGAGGAGAUGAGUAUGGCAGCUACUACGUUGCAGGACAGAACGGAUAAUGAUCAUGCUGAACAGGGGCUGGUCCCGGAGCACCUUCCGGUUCAUGUGUCGUGCUGGCCGCCAGAGAAUGAACAUCGAAGAGCUUUUCUUGAGGGUCAUCGUGGUGCGACAGGAACAACACCAAUAGAGAUAAGUGGCACUGACACAGCAGCUCCACCCUCGUGGUCUACUUCAGGUUCUUGCAGUCUAGCUAUGCACCCGCCGCACAUCUUCAACCUGCGGUAUUGUAACAACGAGACGGCAUCUUCACCAUCAGGCAUGGCGGCGGCACCGGGUUUUGAAGAGCAGGUUACAGAGCCGCAGUUCCAGCCAUUUGUUCCCAUGGGAGGAGGGGAAAUAGGGGCUCCUGCAAUGGGAUCAUCUUUCGGCUCGAUGUUGCGCUUGGCACAGCUCCUAAGGCAGCCGUCCUCCUACGCAUCGCAAGCAGAAGCAAAUGGACUGCGCGAGGUGAUGGCCGGGCCGGGGCUAGUUCCGGCGAUGGAACAAGGGUCCGCCGGGCCGCAACAAGCAGAACAGCAGCGAGUCUUGGAUCACGUAUUUUUGUCUUUGGUUUGACAUGUUGAAAAUAUGAAAUAUCGGCUGCGGUGAAGUUUUGAAAAAAAAAGACAGUCAUCAUUAAUUUUUCACAGCUCGAGUCUCCGAUGACCUCGCGCGACCCAUCAUCUCCGUCUUCAACGGGAGGAGAACGAAUGCCAAUUCUGUUCGGACCAUUCCCGUCUGUGAACGCUGCAAACCAGCUCGAAGGGUGGCUGCAGCGGCUCCGGAGCAGAGGGAGGAGGACUUCUAGUGGGUUCGAAAAUUAUGAUCUUCAAAACGAACAUCAUAAUGAACAACACCCGUUUCAGCCUCAGCAACGUCGUCUCGGAUUGUUGCAGCAGCAUCAAAAUGUUGGCACAACGAGUAGAGAAAGGUCGUCCCCAGGGUUACUUGAUCAGCAGCCGGGACAAUCGACAACCAGUGCAGGAGCAGCUCAUCCGGCAUCGACACCCACACUACCACCUCUUCGUGCCGGUUUGACGCGCAGGAGCUCCUCCGGAGGAACCACAACUACAUCUCCGGCUGUCACAUCAAUCGAUCCGGCUACAGUCGCCAAUUUGACCACGUUGCGCGCGCGUGUUUACCAUCUGCAGCUCGAACUUUCUUCGCGGGAAGACCAGUUGGCGCUGCUAGCGCGGGUUUGCGAGGAUGUGUCGGAGCGGUAUCCCUUUGAUUUACUUUCGGAAAGUGGGAUGCGCCAGUACGCGGAGCACGUGACGCGGAAUGCAUGGGCGAACGCGCUGGUGGUCUGUCCGCCAUGGGGUAUGUACGACCUCCGGGCGAUGCGCUGGCUGGACGGCAGUUUGAUUUUUUCCCUGUGAGAGUGAUUUUUUUUGUUUUUGGACCUUUUAUUCUACAUGUUUCUUUUUUGCAGAGCAAUGCACGACUUAUUUUGAUGUUGAGAGAAACGAACGAGAAAGAUGGAUAGCUUUUGCCGAUAUUAAGUACGAAAAAUUGCGGCGAAAACUGUUUCACGAAGGAACCGAACGAAAUCAAGCAUAAGCGAGCAUUUGCCAAUCAGCUCUGCCUGCAUAAUGCGAAUAUUUGAAAUAGAGGCGUCGUUUCUUUUUUGCAUAAAUGCUUUUGCUUUUCAUUUGAUUUCCCUUUGCCGUGCAUGAAUGUGGCUUUUGUCUGAUUCAAGAAUGACUGUAUAGAGGCUCACCGCGCCGGUAGCUGUGUUACAGGCGGUAGGCUAAAAAUGCAAAACGCGUCUUCAACACCAGGAAUAAAGCAGCUGUAUAACUAAGUAUAUGUUCGGAGAGACAAUGUGUUGUCUGUAAAAAGAAAAGAAGAAAACGCAAAUUGAGUGCGACACAGAGCGCGCAAU
Messenger RNA from Amoebophrya sp. A120, 2605 nucleotides. The record is from the annotation of a GenBank genome assembly. Lineage: Eukaryota; Dinophyceae; Syndiniales; Amoebophryaceae.